Molecule: messenger RNA, 821 nt
Organism: Ixodes scapularis (black-legged tick)
Lineage: Eukaryota; Metazoa; Arthropoda; Arachnida; Ixodida; Ixodidae
Exons: 5
Coding region: 17-820 (267 amino acids)
Biological process (GO): sensory perception of taste
Cellular component (GO): membrane
Source: RefSeq, a predicted model, not a curated record
AGGACCUCCUUCCCAGAUGGUGAUGUUGGCCUGGAGCCUCGCCUUCGGCGCACUCAGCGACUAUGGGACUGCUUUGGCAGCGGGUUUGGUCAAGAUCCCCGACAUCUUGUAUUACGUGUCGGCAGUCUAUGGCACGUACGGCAUGCUACUCAUCUGCGGAAUGGCCCUCAUCUCUAGAACAUGGAUGGCUUACGUCGCCAGGGCCAUCCGCGUCUACCUCGGCGCCAUGAAGGUGCAGCUGGAGCGGAGGCUGAAUUCCCGCACCGCCUCUUUUCAAGAAAAGAUUAGGGCUCUCGACCAGUGUCGGCUGCUACUCCAUCAGGUCAAGAAGACCACGGAAGAGGCACAGAAUCUGCUGAGUUAUGGACUUAUCUACACGUACCUGUACAGCAGUAUCGAUAUUUGUAUCGCCAUGUACUACGUCACCGUUAACACGAUGUUCAUCUUCGAAGUUCGACUCUUCUUUCUGGGAUGGACCAUCAUUCACAUGAGCAGCAUUGUGCUGCCUAUCCUCGCCUACAGUUGGGUCAAACGAGAGGUGAGGGACCUUCGACAUGUUGUGCAGAGCUUCAAAUUUGAGGGAACAGUACCGGGUGCCCUAGUCGAACAGCUGGCCAUGCUUUUGUAUGACCUGCGAGCUGAAGACUUCAAGUUUUCCGUUCUGGGUUUCAUUCACUUUGAUCCACCCAUGAUGGCAAAGAUGAUGGGUGCCGUGACUACCUACACUGUGCUCCUGACCCAAACGACUCAGACUUACAUCAGCGAAAGCGACUUAAACUGCACCUUCUACUCCCUCAUUAUUCGUCCAAGUUUGACGUAAA